ACAUCGUACUCAGUUCAAACCAGCCUGUUCGAUUGUGGGUCUCCGGGGACUACGUAGUUGCCUCUCCAGUGUACGAGCACUGGAUCCGGUCUCCCCCUCUUGGAGUUGUCGCAGUCUGUGUUUGGAUUCAUGGCGAAAAGAUGGCUGAGCAACCUGUCUUCCAUAGCUUCUCGCAUAAAUUUCUUCCUUAUCAUUCUUCAAAUCCCACUUUUCAGGGUUCCAUGCAGAUCUGGUGUGUGUACAACACCAUUGCAUGUCACAUCAUCACAAUUGAUUGCAAGUGAGAUCUUUCCGGUUUCUGCAGUGAAGGCCCUUCUUUACCCUGGAGCUGUUGCCAAUGGCAUUAUUAAGAACAUGACCAUUCCAAGUUGGGAUAACCUGUUAAACAUUUAUAACUUGACCAGUGUGAAAGAAGCCCCUGCAGUUGUUGAUCUCCAACGAUUGGAGGUUCUUGCAGGAAGCUACUUUUCCGUGGCUGGAGCCCUAGUGGGUCUCCUAAAACCAGGGAGGAUGAGCAUGUUUGGGACACUUUUAAUAAUAUGGGGCCUGGUUAAGGAAGGGAUCCUUGGAAAGCCUGUGAACACAGAUCCCACUAAAUCUGUGUAUGUUUACCCAACAAUGGUGCUCGCCCUGAUCUGUGCAUUCUCAUCAGUGAAAUAUGAUGUCCAGAAGGUCGUUAGAAGUGCACCUGCUGGACCCAUUGCAAAGCCUCUGCAAAGUUCUUCAAAAUCUAAGCUGAAAUGAGUUGAAGUAUGUUACUCUUUCUAUUUCUUGUUGAGAAUUUUCGUCAGUAAUGAGUUCCAAACUACAUACAUACCUGCCAAAAUUAUUUACCAGUAAGAUUGAUGUUUCUUAAAAGGUUAUUUCUGCUUUUGAGUGAA
This is a messenger RNA of Ziziphus jujuba (common jujube), 881 nucleotides long. RefSeq lists its product as uncharacterized. The record is from RefSeq and is a predicted model, not a curated record. Bases 130 to 744 code for a protein of 204 amino acids. NCBI's taxonomy places the organism in Eukaryota, Viridiplantae, Streptophyta, Magnoliopsida, Rosales, Rhamnaceae. The transcript has 3 exons.